AUGUCAAUGAUUGAAGGUACUGAUACAUCACAAGGUAUUCCACAAUUGAUUAGUAAUAUAAAUGCAUGUUGCGCGAUUGUAGAUACAGUUCGUACUACCUUGGGACCAAGAGGUAUGGACAAGUUGGUAUAUCAAAGCGAAAGAGAAGUGACGAUUUCAAACGAUGGUGCUACAGUGAUGAGAUUGUUGGACAUUGUACACCCAGCAGCAAAGACAUUGGUCGAUAUUGCACGUUCACAAGAUUCAGAGGUUGGUGAUGGAACAACAUCGGUGGUCGUGAUGGCCGGCGAGUUUUUAAAGGCUGCCAAGCCAUUCAUCGAAGAGGGCAUCCACCCACAGAUCAUUAUUCGUGCCUACCGUUCGGCAUGCGAGCUUGCAAAGCAAAAGAUCAGGGAUCUUUCAAUCGUCAUCAAGCAAGAAAACAUGAGAGAGUUUCUCGAAAAGUGCGCUGCCACUGCCAUGAACAGCAAGUUGAUUGCAUCGCACAAGGAAUUUUUCUCAAAGAUGGUAGUCGACGCUGUCCAAUUGUUGGACGACAGCAUCGAGCUCGAUAUGAUUGGCAUCAAGAAGGAGUCGGGUGGUGGUAUGGAAGACUCGAUCUUUAUUGCUGGUGCCGCUUUCAAGCGUACCUUUUUCUAUGCUGGUUUCGAGCAACAACCAAAGCACAUUGUCAACCCCAAGAUCCUCUGUCUCAACCACGAGCUUGAGCUCAAGGCCGAGAAGGACAAUGCCGAGAUCCGUAUCUCUGACCCCUCCAAAUACCAAGCAUUGGUCAACGCCGAGUGGAAGUUGUUCUUCGACAAGCUCGAAGCCAUCCACGCCUCUGGCGCCAACGUCAUCUUGUCGCGUCUCGCAAUUGGUGAUCUUGCCACCCAAUACUUUGCCGACAAGAAGAUGUUUUGUGCCGGUCGUGUCCCAGAAGACGAUCUCCGUCGUGUCUGCCGUGCCACCGGUGCCGCCAUCCAAACCACCGUCAGCAACAUUAUCCCCGAGAUCAUUGGUCACUGCGGUCUCUUUGAAGAGAAGCAAGUCGGUUCAAGCCGUUACAACCUCUUCACUGGUGCCACCAAGACCCAAACAGCCACCAUCAUUCUCCGUGGUGGCGGUGACCAGUUCAUCGACGAAGCCGAGCGUUCUCUCCACGACUCUAUCAUGAUUGUUCGUCGUGCCCGCAAGCACAGCUCAGUCGUUGCCGGUGGUGGUUCGACCGAGAUGGAAUUGAGCAAAUACCUCAGAGACUACUCGUUGGGUAUCGAAGGAAAGCAACAAUUGUUGAUUGGAUCAUACGCAAAGGCUCUCGAAGUCAUCCCACGUCAAAUUUCAGACAAUGCCGGCUUCGACUCGACCGACAUUCUCAAUCAACUCCGUCAAAAGCAUUCACAACCAGGAGGCCAAUGGUUUGGUGUCGAUAUUGCCAACGAAGGCAUCUGCGACACUUACCAAUCUGCCGUCUGGGAACCAACCUUGGUCAAGCUCAACAGUAUCACUGCCGCUACCGAGGCCACUUGCCUCAUUCUCUCGGUCGACGAAACCGUUUCCAACCAACAACAAGCUGAGCAACAACAAGCUGGUCCACAAAUUGACCCAAGAACUCGUCAAGCUUUAGGACGUGGUGGUGCUGUUAGAGCCAUGAAGGGACGUUAA
Messenger RNA from Cavenderia fasciculata, 1644 nucleotides. It is a transcript of the gene cct7, whose product is annotated as chaperonin containing TCP1 eta subunit. The record is from RefSeq and is a predicted model, not a curated record. The transcript has 2 exons. NCBI's taxonomy places the organism in Eukaryota, Evosea, Eumycetozoa, Acytosteliales, Cavenderiaceae. Gene Ontology annotation, cellular component: chaperonin-containing T-complex. Gene Ontology annotation, biological process: protein folding. Gene Ontology annotation, molecular function: ATP-dependent protein folding chaperone; ATP binding; ATP hydrolysis activity. The coding region runs from base 1 to 1644 and encodes 547 amino acids.